This is a messenger RNA of Trypanosoma cruzi, 2910 nucleotides long. Its product is annotated as glycine dehydrogenase. Gene Ontology annotation, molecular function: glycine dehydrogenase (decarboxylating) activity; pyridoxal phosphate binding; glycine binding. Gene Ontology annotation, biological process: glycine decarboxylation via glycine cleavage system. The coding region runs from base 1 to 2910 and encodes 969 amino acids. Lineage: Eukaryota; Euglenozoa; Kinetoplastea; Trypanosomatida; Trypanosomatidae. Gene Ontology annotation, cellular component: mitochondrion; glycine cleavage complex. The transcript has a single exon. The record is from RefSeq and is a predicted model, not a curated record.
AUGUAUCGUUGCUUUCAUCAUUUCUCCACGUUGCCACUGGCGUUUGUACGACGGACUGCUACAAACAGUUACGUCAAUCGCCAUAUUGGACCAUCAGCGGCAGAAUCAAUUUCUAUGCUUCGAAUAAUUGGCAAAGAAAGUCUGUCGGACCUCAUGACUGCUGUGAUCCCAGAGAAUAUUUUGCGAAGUCCCUUAAAAGAGUUUCCGGCGAUGAGCGAGCAGGAUGCCCUUUCGCUUCUCCAUUCACUGGGUUCACGGAAUAAGGUGUUAAAGAGCAUGAUUGGGCAAGGAUACUAUGAAUCGAUCACACCACCUGUAAUACUUCGUAACGUUAUAGAGAAUCCUGCAUGGUACACCCCAUACACUCCUUACCAGGCUGAAAUAUCUCAAGGCCGUCUAGAGUCCCUGUUGAAUUUUCAGUCCAUGAUUAUAGACUUGACAGCUAUGAAUUUGGCAAAUGCAUCUCUUCUGGAUCAAGCUACUGCAUGUGCUGAGGCAAUGUACCUUGCCUUUCAUCAUGGUCGAAAGGAGCGCAUGACCUUUUUUGUAUCGAGGGAUGUCUUCCCAUCUUGCGUAGAGAUGGCAAAAACAAGGGCUGAGCCCCUUAAAAUAAAGGUCUUUGUUGGUGAUCCAAAUUUGAUUGAUUGGAGCGAUUCCUCACUUUGUGGAAUUUUGGUACAAACUCCAGAUGCCAUGGGGAUGCUUCAUGAUUUUACGACACUGUUUGAGAAGGCAAAACAACAUGGUGUCGUCAGUUGUUGCGGGACAGAUUUGAUGGCUUCUGUUCUUCUCAAACCUCCGGGAGAAAUGGGAGCCGAUGUUGUUUUGGGAUCUGCCCAACGCUUUGGUGCCCCACUAGGGUUUGGAGGGCCUCACGCCGCAUUUUUUGCUGUCAAGGAGGAAUUUAAGCGAUUGAUUCCGGGUCGCGUCAUUGGUAUAAGUAAAGACUCGACGGGUUGUCCGGCCAUACGCAUGGCGCUUCAGACGCGGGAGCAACAUAUUAAGAAGGAACGCGCCACAUCCAAUAUUUGUACUUCACAAGCUCUCCUAGCAAAUGUUGCGGCAUUUUAUGCCAUUUAUCACGGCUCUGAGGGCUUGAAGGAAAUUGCGAGCGAAAUGCACAAUAAAGCCAAAAUACUUUCUGUUGGUUUAGAGUCUGUAGGGCAUACAGUGGUCAAUGGUACAUUUUUUGAUACCAUCACCGUAAAUUUAAAAGGUAUAACGCCUGAAGACUACGUGACAUGCUGCGUGGAAAAGGGCAUUAAUAUUUUUGUUGAUUAUAGUCAUGGCACCGUCUCCAUAUCGGUGGAUGAGGCCACUACCGAGGGCCAUGUAGUGUCUCUCUUGGAGGCAGCAGGGCUAAAACUUCCUGUGAUAGGUGUCCUUUCAAAACUCGCAGAACAAAAGAGAGCAAUGCCUUUGCAAAUGCUGCGAAAAUCUGUCUUUCUUGGGCAUUCAAUCUUUCAAAAGUACAAAAGUGAGAGUGAGCUUAUGCGGUACAUUCACCGUCUUCAUAGAAAAGAUUAUGGUCUCACGCAUGGUUGUGUGCCCUUGGGUUCUUGUACCAUGAAACUUAAUCCAGCUGCCGCCAUGUUGUCCUUGUCGUGGCCAGAAUUUACCAACAUUCACCCUCUUGCACCGAAGGAGCAAACGCGAGGAUAUAGUGCGUUGUGUUUGGAUCUGGAGCAGAAAAUAAGGGAUAUUACCGCUUUGGAUGCCGUGUCACUUCAGCCAAAUAGUGGUGCUCAGGGUGAAUAUGCUGGUCUUCGCGUGAUCCGCUCGUAUCAUAAUUCAAAAAAGGAGAGCCAUCGCAAUAUUUGCUUGAUUCCAGAAAGUGCUCAUGGCACAAAUUUUGCUUCGGCUCUCUUAGCAGGGAUGGUGAUUGUAAAGAUAAAGUGUUUGGCGGAUGGAAGGAUUGACAUGAAGGAUUUGGAAAAUUCCUGCCAAAAGCAUACAAAGAAUCUCUCGUGCAUUAUGAUAACGUAUCCGAGUACGUAUGGUUUGUUUGACAGGGAAAUCUUGGCCAUUACUUCGAUGGUGCACUACCAUGGAGGGCAAUGUUAUAUUGAUGGUGCAAACAUGAAUGCCAUGGUGGGUUACACGGCACCUGGAUGUAUUGGGGGCGAUGUGUGCCAGGUUAAUCUCCACAAAACGUUUUCAAUUCCUCAUGGUGGUGGUGGGCCAGGCAUGGGUCCUAUUGCUGUUCGUCAGCACCUGGCGUCAUUCUUGCCAGAUUCUGUUUUUAUUCAAAAUGUUGGUGGUUCCCAGCCUUUUGGUCAAGUCUCUCAAGCAGCAUACGGAUCGGCGUCUAUUCUUCCAGUUUCUUAUUUAUUAAUGUUGAUGCUUGGUUCACGGGGUCUCAAGACAUGCACGGAGUAUGCGAUUUUAAAUGCCAACUAUUUAAAGAAGCGUCUUGACGGCCACUACCCAGUUCUCUUUCUGGGGGAAAACGAUUUCUGCGCUCACGAGUUUAUCAUAGAUUUAAGGCCAUUUAAAAAAACAGCACAAAUUGAGGCAGAAGAUGUGGCGAAACGACUCAUGGAUUAUGGCCUUCACUCACCUACCCUGGCAUUUCCUGUUGCGGGAACACUCAUGAUUGAACCCACAGAGUCAGAGUCAAAGCGGGAGUUGGAUCGGUUGGCCGAUGCACUUAUUUCCAUUCGUACCGAAAUUGCAUCCAUAGAGAAGGGUGAAGAGAGCACAACGAACAACGUUCUCAAGAAUGCCCCGCACACGGCAAAGUGUGUCACAUCAGAUGAUUGGGACAGGCCAUACACCCGGAAAACUGCUGCAUUCCCUUCGAGCCAUUCAUACACCGAAAAGUUUUGGCCUUCAGUUGGCCGCAUCGAUGGAACCUAUGGGGACAGAAACUUGAUGUGCAGUUGUGCAUUGACUAAUUUUUGUGAGUAA